Tricharina praecox is the source of this 2554-nucleotide messenger RNA. RefSeq names its product P-loop containing nucleoside triphosphate hydrolase protein. Lineage: Eukaryota; Fungi; Ascomycota; Pezizomycetes; Pezizales; Pyronemataceae. The transcript is spliced from 5 exons. The record is from RefSeq and is a predicted model, not a curated record. Gene Ontology annotation, molecular function: ATP binding; ATP hydrolysis activity. The coding region runs from base 292 to 2166 and encodes 624 amino acids.
CACAACGUUGUCAGCGCAAAAAAGAAAUCCCAACAACCCUACUCCACUCCACUGCCUCCACCACCACAUCUUUGACAUCCUCCUCCGCCUCUACUCCUCACCUCCCAUCCUACCCGCCACCACCACCUCCUCCCCCUCCCCCCACGAUAGUCGAUUCUCCCCCUCGACUCGUCGCUUCCAUUGUCGUCAAAGAUCUCUGUCGCUGCAGCUUACUUUACCCUGUAAUCCUAAUUGCCACGUCUCAGCAAAUUCUUCCGUUCUUUUUUUCUCCCUAAAGAAACUCUUGCCAGAAUGGUCUCCGCAUCGAAGGCCAAGCGUGAUGCCGAAAAGGCCGCAAAGGCUGCCGCAGAAGGCAAAGAAUUGAAGCCCAAGAAGACCCUCGCCAGCAAGGCGAGCAGAGCCGCCAGCCAGGCCAACUCCAACAACACCUCAGCUGCGUCCUCGGUGAACGGCGACGACGAGGUCGACGCGAAGCUCCUGAAACUCAAGUUGCAGGAGGACGACGACGGAAUCUCGGACCGUGUCACCACCGGAGUGUUGGCCUCGCUCGAGGCGUCCCGUGACGUCAAGAUCACAUCCGCGUCGCUUGUGUUCCACGGAAAGGUACUGUUCAACGACACCACCAUCGAGAUCAACUUUGGCCGUCGCUACGGAUUGCUCGGAGAAAACGGAUGCGGAAAGUCCACCCUGCUGAAGGCUCUCGCUGCGCGCGAGUUCCCCAUCCCCGACCACGUCGAUAUCUAUCUUUUGAACGAGCCCGCCGAGCCGACCGACUACUCGGCUCUCGAGUACGUCGUCAAGCAGGCCGAGCAGGAGCUCGCCCGUCUCGAGAAGCUGGCCGAGGACACCCUGGAGCACGAUGGCCAUGAGAGUCCUGAGCUUGACCACUUGUACGAGCGUAUCGACCAGAUGGACCCGUCCACGUUCGCUACCCGUGCCUCGCUGAUUCUCACUGGUCUGGGUUUCAACCCGGUCACCAUCAAGAAGAAGACCAAGGACAUGUCUGGAGGAUGGCGUAUGCGUGUGGCUCUUGCCAAGGCGCUUUUCGUGAGGCCUUCCCUUCUUCUUCUCGACGACCCUACCGCCCAUUUGGAUCUCGAGGCGUGUGUGUGGUUGGAAGAGUACAUGAAGAAGUGGACCAACACCCUCGUCCUCGUCUCCCACUCUAUGGAUUUCUUGAACGGUGUCUGCACCACCAUGAUCGACAUGCGCAUGAAGACUCUCCUCUACUACGGUGGUAACUACGAUUCUUACCACAAGACCCGUGCCGAGCAGGAAGUCAACCAGAUGAAGCAGUACGCUAAGCAGCAAGAGGAAAUCGCCCACAUCAAGAAGUUCAUCGCGUCCGCCGGUACCUACGCCAAUCUGGUCAGGCAGGCUAAGUCGCGCCAGAAGAUUCUGGACAAGAUGGAGGCCGAUGGUUUGAUCCAGAAGGUUGCCGAGGACCGCGUCUUCGCUUUCCGCUUCGCCGACGUCGAGAAGCUUCCGCCUCCCGUCCUGUCGUUCGACCAGGUCACCUUCUCCUACUCUGGCACGAAGUCCGAUAACCUCUACGAGAACCUCGACUUGGGUGUCGACAUGGACUCCCGUGUCGCUCUCGUUGGGCCCAACGGUGUUGGCAAGUCUACUCUGCUCAGGAUCAUGACCGGAAAGCUGUCGCCCACAGGUGGUAAUGUCAGUCGCCACACUCACUUGAAGCUUGGUGUCUACUCCCAGCACUCUGCCGAGCAGCUCGACCUCACCAAGUCGGCUCUCGACUUCGUCAGGGACAAGUACUCCGACCGCUCCCAGGAUUACCAGUACUGGAGACAGCAGCUCGGAAAGUUCGGUCUGUCCGGAGAUUCGCAGACUGCCUUGAUUGGAACUCUGUCUGAGGGACAGAAAUCGAGAAUCGUGUUUGCUCUCCUCGCCAUUGAGAGCCCCAACAUGCUGUUGCUCGACGAGCCUACCAACGGUCUGGAUAUUCCCACCAUCGACUCGUUGGCCGAUGCCAUCAAUGCGUUUUCCGGUGGAGUUGUCGUCGUGUCCCACGACUUCAGACUGCUCGACAAGAUCGCCAAGGACAUCCUCGUGUGCGAAAACCGAACCGUACGCAGGUGGCCCGGCAGCAUCGGCGAGUACAAGGCGCAUCUGCGGAAGAAGAUGUUGGCCGCCGGAAACGUGUAAAAGUUUUUUCUCGAUUUUCUUUUUUAAACACAUUCUUCUGUUAUGGAACGCCUUUGUUGUAUGCGUCCGGCUGAUUUCAUUUACCUUUUUCUGUUUUCCUUUUCAUUUUCUUUGUUCUUGCGGGCUUGUUCUUUUGGGGCUUUUCACUGGAGGGGGAUGGCUGGGCUGGUUCGGAUUGGGCUGGGCUGGGGUUGGGUAAACAAAAAACAGUAAGACGCUGAUAGACACGAAUUUCCUUGUGUGGGUGCGGGUCGGACUACCUAGAAUGAGAGAUAUGGUGCUUUGUUCCGCAAUACUCGUCAAGAAUACAGAAAAAUAAUGGCGGGUCUUCCCCCCUGGUGCUGAUGUGCGAGGUACUCAAUGGCCACUUUAGAUUUCUUACGACCGU